CAACAGAAGAAAGGUGUGAAGAGGAAAGCCGACACCACCACUCCCACCACGUCCGCCAUCUCCGCUGGUCGUGCCGACUCUCCGUCCGCUCAGGACACCAAACCGGCCAAACUAGGCUCGUCCCGCCGUGAGGCCGCCGCCCGCCCCGCCAAGACCCGCAGGGAGACGGGUGAGGAGGUGGCGGUGGGUGAGGUGGGAGCCGGUGGAGGGGGAGCCGGGGGAAGGAAGGCCGGUAAGCUGGGCGAGCAGAUGAAACACUGCGACGCCAUCCUGAAGGAGAUGCUGUCGAAGAAACACGCCGCCUACGCCUGGCCCUUCUACAAGCCGGUGGACGCCGAGGCGCUGGAGCUGCACGACUACCACGACAUCAUCAAACACCCCAUGGACCUCAGCACCGUCCGGAAAAAGAUGGAUAAAGGAGAGUACAGCGAUCCUCAGAGCUUUGCCACUGACGUCAGGUUAAUGUUCUCCAACUGUUACAAGUACAAUCCUCCAGACCACGAGGUGGUGGCCAUGGCCCGCAAGCUGCAGGACGUGUUCGAGAUGCGUUUCGCUAAGAUCCCAGAUGAGGGCCUGGAGGCGUCGGUCCCAUCUACAACACCAUUGGUCAGUAAAAGCACCGCCUCCUCUGACAGCAGCAACAACUCCUCCUCCGACGAAUCGUCCGACUCAGAGGAGGAGCGAGCCACGCGAUUGGCUGAGCUACAGGAGCAGUUGAAGGCGGUGCACGAGCAGCUGGCUGUCCUGUCCCAGGCUCCGGUUAGCAAGCCAAAGAAGAAGAAAGAGAAGAAAGACAAGGAGAAGAAGAAAGAGAAGGAGAAAGACAAAGGGAACAAGGGCAAGAUGGAGGAAGAGAAAAAGCCCAAGGCCGCCGCUCAGCAGCCUAAACCAGCCAAUCAGAAGAAAGCGCCGGCUAGAAAAGCCAACAGCACGGUGACGGCCACGAGGCAACCGAAGAAAGGCAGUAAGGCGUCCGGCGGCGGCUCAGCCAACGGAGAUGACGGCGAGGAAUCAUCCCUGCCGAUGUCGUACGACGAGAAGCGCCAGCUGAGUCUGGAUAUAAACCGGCUGCCGGGGGAGAAGCUGGGCCGCGUCGUCCACAUCAUCCAGUCCAGAGAACCGUCGCUGAGGGACUCCAACCCCGACGAGAUCGAGAUCGACUUCGAAACCCUCAAACCCUCCACACUCCGAGAACUGGAGCGCUACGUCAAAUCCUGCCUGCAGAAGAAACAGAGGAAGCUACUGCGACACGCGAGCCGCGCCGGUCCGGCGUUCGGGGGUCUGGAGCUGGGGACCCCCACUGUUGACCCUGGUUUGGUUGCAGGCCAGCAGACGGACAGAUUAAAAGAAGAGCAGCCAAACCUGCAAGAGAUCCUGUACAGCCGCUAUCGUGGUGAGAGCUUUAAAGGGGUAACUCUCAACAUCACGGCAGUCACAUUUCAGUCCGUUACCCCCUGA
Molecule: messenger RNA, 1458 nt
Organism: Morone saxatilis (striped sea-bass)
Lineage: Eukaryota; Metazoa; Chordata; Actinopteri; Moronidae
Product: bromodomain-containing protein 3-like
Exons: 8
Biological process (GO): regulation of DNA-templated transcription; chromatin remodeling
Cellular component (GO): chromatin; nucleus
Source: RefSeq, a predicted model, not a curated record